CGUGAGUUUAAAAACUGACCGAUUAAUGGUUACAGUCUAAAAUAUAAAUAGAUAAAAUUUUGCCGAACCAAACCGGGUUAAUUUUCCAGUGACUCGAUUAUUCCGGUCGAGUCAUGUUUCUGCUUUGAAACAGUCAAUCUCUUCCCAUGACGCGCUAUUCCUUCUCCCUCCUUUUUAUAAAUUCCUUCCCCUUGACAUCGAUUCCUCCACGCCGGUGAUGGGGAGCGGAGAAGGAGUUGAGCACGGGACCCCUCUAAUGGCGGAGCUGGCUCGGGCUUUGCAGCUCGUCAGGGAGCUGGAGUCCCACUUGGCUCAUUCUUCCCUGGCCGACUCCUGCAAAUCUUUAGCCCCCGAGAUUCUGUAUUCCAUUCAGAAGUCGAUCCUGAUGGUUCAGUCGAGCAGUCUCGACGGAGGAGGAACACCGCCGUCGACCACCGGCGACAGCCCCUGUCCGCUUUCAGAGGAACACGACUGCAAGCAGAUGAAGAAGAAUAGGAAGACACUCCAUAAAUGGACAACACAAGCGAGGCUCAUCCCCGGCGGCGCCGGAGGAGUCGAAGGGCCCGUUGACGACGGCUACAGCUGGCGAAAGUACGGGCAGAAAGAUAUCCUCGGGGCCAAACACCCAAGAGCCUACUACAGAUGCACGCAUCGACAUACACAGGCUUGUCCUGCGGUGAAGCAAGUGCAGCGAUCGGAUGAGGAUCCCCUGCUGUUUAACAUCACCUACAGGGGUAUUCACUCAUGCCUACGAAGACCACACACAGAUUCAGCAUCAGCAUCUGAAGAGCAACAGAGCCAGCGCAAGAAAGUAAAAACUGAAAGAUUGGACUCGGAGGAAGCUCAGGAGCAGGCUUUUCUAUCCAUGGCAUCAAUGGCUGAGUGGGGAGAAAUGCCGCUGGAGAUCUUUUCCCUGCUCUCCGCCAACGACGACGUCUUAAUUGGCAAUUCUACUCUUGUAUCUCCGGUUUCCUUGGAUUCCACUUACUUCUUGAUGUCUCCAUAUCCAAUUAAUGAGGAGACUUCUGAUUCUGACCUCGGAGAGAAAAUAUCAAGAGCAAAUUCAGCAAGCAACUCAUCUCUUGUGAACAUGGAUGUCAUGCUUGAUGAACUCAACUUGGAUCAGAGCUUCCAGUUCGAUGCCUCCAGCUUCUUCUCAUGAGUGUGUGGAAGAAUUUUGUGGCAGUAAAUGUUUUUAUCAUAGGAUUUAGCAGAACCACAGCAACUGGCUGAUCUUUUGUCUCCAGCUAAAAACAAUGUAUAGAAGUAUUGUAGUUUUUGUUAGAUGAGAUAAAGUAAUUAUAUUUAACUUA
Zingiber officinale is the source of this 1313-nucleotide messenger RNA. RefSeq names its product transcription factor WRKY19-like. Bases 218 to 1162 code for a protein of 314 amino acids. The record is from RefSeq and is a predicted model, not a curated record. NCBI's taxonomy places the organism in Eukaryota, Viridiplantae, Streptophyta, Magnoliopsida, Zingiberales, Zingiberaceae. Gene Ontology annotation, cellular component: nucleus. Gene Ontology annotation, biological process: regulation of DNA-templated transcription. The transcript is spliced from 3 exons. Gene Ontology annotation, molecular function: DNA-binding transcription factor activity; transcription cis-regulatory region binding.